AUGGGUAAUAGCUAUACUCAUUUAGCUACUCAAGAUCCAUCUGAAUUACUUCCAUCUUCAGCAACGACCGGAAGGGAUACUUCGAAAUUACCGAAAUGGACUACACGAUUUAAUCCAGAUGAUCAAACGUCACAUAUCAAAGUAUGCCGAAGUAUCUCACAGGUGAAACAAAUGCGCCCAAUCAUACAACCUCCUGUCCAUACUGAUGCUAUUGGAGCAUUGGCACCAGUCAGGCCUGGCAUAGUAUUGAGCGGAGGCCGUGAUAAACUGAUAGCAUUGAAUAACAUGGAUACAGGAAAAUGUGUUCUACGAUGGUAUGGUCAUGAGAAGGAAGUUACCAAGAUUGCAUAUCGAAAUACAUUUGUAAAGCAUUUUAUUCUCAGUGGAUCAAGAGAUUCUCAAAUCAGACUUUGGCAAUUCGACAAUCCAAGUUCCAUACGAAUGUUUUCAGGACAUGAAAUGAGUAUCGGUGGAUUGGCCAUGAUUGAUCAAACGAGAUUCGUCUCGGGUGCACGUGAUGCCACUUUACGAUUAUGGGAUCUCGAAACGGGUAAUUGCUUGCGUGUUGCUCGACAUUCCAGAAAUUUGGUAACUCAUAUAUCACAUUGCAGCGCGAAUAAUCUCCUUGCUCAGUCAUCGGAAGAUAAACAAUUGAAAAUCUGGGAUGAUCGCAAUCUAUGCCUUGCAUUUCAGUUCCCAAAAAAAAUGUACAUGCUUACACAUUGUGAUUUUUUACCGGAUGGUAAUUACUGUAUUACAUCAAGUAAUGGUUUUAAUGGUGAUGGAUGCGAAAUUACGUUGUGGGAUAUCCGACAGCAAAAGAUGAUUCGUGAAUAUCGUGGACAUGAGGAAUCGGUGAGCUGUACUAUUUUUUUGCCACAGCAGGUAAUCUCGAAACGUAUACUAUUGAGUGUUUCCGCUGACCACACUGCUAAAUUAUGGAAUUUUGAUGAUGGAAAUUGUCUAUGGAGUGAAUUGAUACCGACAGCAUCUGAUCUAUUAGCAUGUGCAGGCUUCAAAGAUGGAAACAUUGUUGUCAGUGGAUUGAAUGCCACUUUUUGUCAUUUACGAAUUCUCAGUCGUGCUGCUCGUCCAUAUCUUCAAUGCAUUUCUGCACAAUCCCGUACACGAUAUUCUAUAAGCUCCUAA
This is a messenger RNA of Acanthocheilonema viteae, 1149 nucleotides long. The record is from the annotation of a GenBank genome assembly. NCBI's taxonomy places the organism in Eukaryota, Metazoa, Nematoda, Chromadorea, Rhabditida, Onchocercidae.